AAUCAAAUAUACAAAUUGCCAAAAAUGUAGUCAUUGAAACUUAUUUGAAUAAAACUUAUUUAGACAAAACUCAUUUAAAUAAAACUAAUUUAGAUGAACCUAAUUUAAAUGAAACCCACUUAGACAUGUUUGGAAAUAAUGACAAUUUACUUAAAUUAGAUUAUUUGAGAGAUGAGAAUAAUGAAGAUAUUUUAAAAAUAAACUAG
Messenger RNA from Dentiscutata erythropus, 206 nucleotides. The record is from the annotation of a GenBank genome assembly. Lineage: Eukaryota; Fungi; Glomeromycota; Glomeromycetes; Diversisporales; Gigasporaceae.